This is a messenger RNA of Staurois parvus, 359 nucleotides long. The record is from the annotation of a GenBank genome assembly. NCBI's taxonomy places the organism in Eukaryota, Metazoa, Chordata, Amphibia, Anura, Ranidae.
CAGGCGUUCCAAUCCCCCUCCAGACCACCCGAUUCAGGCGUUCCAAUCCCCCUCCAGACCACCCGAUUCAGGCGUUCCAAUCCCCCUCCAGACCACCCGAUUCAGGCGUUCCAAUCCCCUCCAGACCACGUGAUUCAGGCAUUCCAAUCCCCUCCAGAUCAAUCAUGUGAUUCAUGCGUUCCAAUCCCUCCAGAUCAAUCAUGUGAUUCAGGCGUUCCAAUCCCCUCCAGAUCAAUCAUGUGAUUCAGGUGUUCCAAUCCCCUCCAUAGUCAAUAGCUAAAGACCUCCAAACUCGGUGUGGCCUUCAGAUGAGCCCAACAACAUUGCGUAGAGAGCUUCAUGGAAUGGGUUUCCAUGGC